Molecule: messenger RNA, 1446 nt
Organism: Argiope bruennichi
Lineage: Eukaryota; Metazoa; Arthropoda; Arachnida; Araneae; Araneidae
Product: hematopoietically-expressed homeobox protein hhex-like
Exons: 5
Coding region: 337-1308 (323 amino acids)
Biological process (GO): cell differentiation; regulation of transcription by RNA polymerase II
Molecular function (GO): RNA polymerase II cis-regulatory region sequence-specific DNA binding; DNA-binding transcription factor activity, RNA polymerase II-specific
Source: RefSeq, a predicted model, not a curated record
UAGGCUUCCGCUCUCCAACCAUAAGUUGAACUCAAUCAAGAGCCUAUCAAAGAGGAGCACUUUCUUUUAGAGGAUGGUUUGAAUCCAGUGGCCUUUCAAGCCGCGUCAAUUAUCAGCUGCUGAAGAGGAAUUAUCAGACAUCCUGCGAAAGCUGAUCUCCAACCAACGAGAGAGAACAACGCCUGAUUCGUUUUAUGUCAUUAAGUGGAUUGACAGCUGCAGUUACGGACCAAUCAAAGAGCACACAUGGAGAAAGGUAAUCCAAGUCAACUGAAAAUGUAAAGAAAUGGUUUCAUCUAUUUUCCAACCCUUGUGACCUCUAUUUUUACAGUUGGAAUGUUGAUAGUGAAGGAGAUAACCACCCCGAUGCCCAUCACAGCAUCUGAAAAAGAGAAUUUGGAAGAACGUUUUGAAAGAAAUUCUUACCCCUCGUAUUCUAGGAAGUCAUGCGAAGUACGAGCUGGGUCCUCUUUUAUGAUUGAUGAUAUAUUAGGAAGUAAGAAGACGCGCCCUAUCAGUCUCCCUGACAACCCCCGAAAGUUGAAAGACCGAUAUCCUUCUGGAUCGGCUGAUUUUCAAGACAAUUUCUCAAAUCCUAACCGUGAACAAUGUGCCAGUCCAUGUCAUUCAAUUUCGGUUCGUCAACCAGUGAAACCAACUCCAAUGGUUAUCUCUCCUCUUUGUUCCGGUUUCAUGAACUUUGGUUUAUAUUCUCCGGUGGGUCUGUCUCCUUCUGCACUUUUUUAUAAUCAAGACCACAAUGUGUUUACCUUUCCACCCAAUGACUUGAUGAAUCCUGUAGAUCCAAACGUCUUUUCUAUAAGAAACGGCCAAGUUCUGAGAUCUCCAGUGUUUCAUCCUUUUGAAUUUGCAAAUGCUAUACCAAAAGGAUCAAAUCUUGAUUCAUCACCAAGUUCUUUUGUAGCUCUAUCAAAUCGUCACUCUGAUUGUUCAAAUGACAGACCUCUCGUCUGGAAACACGUCUUACAUAGGAAUACUCCUAAGAGGAAAGGAGGGCAAAUUCGUUUCACAAGUGAACAGACGGGAAAGCUCGAAAAAACUUUCUCCGACCAGAAAUAUUUAUCUCCGACUGAAAGGAAAAGAUUGGCCUCUAAUUUGCGAUUAACGGAACGGCAAGUAAAAACCUGGUUUCAAAAUAGAAGAGCAAAGUGGAGAAGACUUAAACAGGAACAUUCUAAUCGUGGAAUGAGUCCAAAUUCUGAUGAGUCUAUCGUCGGCGAUCUAUCAGUUCGACCAGGAUUAAUUCACUACACGAGCAGAGAAGAAACACGUCCAUCCAGCACUUAAUUCAAUCUAUUCGGAAAUUUAUUGUUUAUUUUAUUUGUUUCAUUUUUGUAUAAUGCGAUGCAUUUUGUACAGUUCUCAGUUAGAGUCAUCAGUUUCAAAAAUUUAUAUUGUGUCAGAUGAAUACAGUUUAUUGUAAAU